This is a messenger RNA of Exaiptasia diaphana, 2708 nucleotides long. Its product is annotated as major facilitator superfamily domain-containing protein 6. Gene Ontology annotation, cellular component: membrane. The transcript has 5 exons. The record is from RefSeq and is a predicted model, not a curated record. The coding region runs from base 283 to 2262 and encodes 659 amino acids. Lineage: Eukaryota; Metazoa; Cnidaria; Anthozoa; Actiniaria; Aiptasiidae.
CUCCUAUACUCUCUCCAGGCCCUCGUUUGCCAAGGAUACCUUUUCACAAGUAGCAAGCCUCAACGUUUUCACGUCAAAGCAUUUUUAUUGCAAAUAAAGCCGACACCAUMAUCUAUCAACCAGUAGGGGAGAUUUCAAAGAGCUUCUGAAGACAUUUGGACUACUAUAUUUCUCUGGUGAAAGUGGGCUUCCAUAUUUGAAAAUGUCAAGUCGUUCAACAAUGAACUUGCAGCUACAUUAACGCUCUUCUGGCCUUGAGUCGUGGGAAAUCAACACACAAAGAUGGAGCAGAAAAUGGAAGUGCCCAAUUACAUGAGGAAGGCGAUGGAUCAAUUAACAGAAGCCAAAAAUACCAUGAUGUAUUAUAUGGGCAAACAUCCACUCGUAACACUCAAACUUUUUUAUUUCUUUGCUCUAUCCUCCUUCAGCCUUAAAGUUGUAUAUAUGCCUUUGUACUUCAAACAAGUYGGCUUGCCAGCAAGUUAUGCAGGGRUUUUAGCAGGACUUCCCCCGUUCAUUCGAGGCGGCGGAGCAUUCUUUCUUGGAGUGCUAGCAGACAAGCUUARAAAGAGAAGAACAUUAUUUCUCAUCAGCCUUACAGCCAAUAUGAUCAUUCCAUUACUUUGCUUAAUUCCAAGGGUUCAGUACCCAGUUUGUGAUAUUGACUUCACCGAAGAACCUGUAACUGAUCCACUGGGUAUGCCGUUAGAAAAUGGUAAUCCACAGGGACAAGUCAAGAUGUUCCUUCCACAUACCAUCAUAGAUAUUCAGCGAAAUAACUCUGCUCCUCCAUCAGUCGUACAGGUCUUGUAUUACCAAAGUAAUGGAAGUCUAGCCAAAGAUCAGAAUCCCAAGAUAAAUUCUCUAUCCUAUUCAACCAUGAAGCGCGUAAGACGUCCUGUUGUGAAAUAUCAUCUUCAUGCUAAGGAAGCCUCGCAUCAACUUGCCAUGUACGACAUGAGAACAUUACGUGCUAAAGAUCAAAAGCCACAAAUGAAAAAUACUGUCUCUCAUUCAUCCAGAAAUCGUCCACGGCGUUCUGCUGUUAAAGAUCUUGUUAACGGAAAAGAUGCAUCAGCACAGCUUGGAAUAUUCGAGUUUUACAGGAGAACCUCUGGUAGGCGCUCAGAAAUUAUUAGUAAAAUUGAAACACGGCAGGAAAACGACGCUGGCAAGAGAAAAGAAUCUAAGACUUURAAAUCAAGUAAAAAGACACCACAAGAAAGCCACGACAUGCUUGUCACAAUAUUUCUAACGUUACUAAUCUUGCUGAUAAUUGGUGAGUUCCUUGGMGGACCUCUUAGGAGUCUGGCUGACCUGUCCGUACUGGAGACAAUGGGAGGCGACAAGACUAACUAUGGUGACGUCGCUCUUUGGAUGCAAGUCGGUAAAAUAUUCCUAGCACCAACAAUAUUAAUUCUCAUUCGGAGCUAUCCAUUGCAUWUAUGUGACCAAGUCAAAGACAACUACGAGUAUUCGUUGUAUCCUCUUGCAGCAUUCAGUGUAUUCUCUAUGAUAUUUGGYUUCAACAUCAAAUUCCAAGGUGACUAUGAAGAGAAUACGAAAUGUGAUGAGGAUCAUCCUGAUAAAGACAAAACACUAGCUGAUGUCAUCUUCACAUUCAAAACGUUCACAAUAUUGGUMCUGUCGUUCUUUGCUGGGGGUCUAAGCGCGGUGCAUUACACGUUUAUAUUCUGGUACUUAACAGAUCUGAGCCCAAAAGAUUCCGCCGUUGUGAUUGCAGUAGUGAUYGUCCUGAGAGACAUUGURUCCUCCAUAUCAUACAAGCUAUCGGGACGAGCACUGACGUUCUUUGGCCCUGUGAAUACCCUCCACGUUGCACUUUUGCUGUACAUAAUCAGUUUUCUGUCGUACGCUGUGAUGACUAAUCCAUGGUUCGCUGUUUUACCGGAGAUCGUCCAGUAUAUCGUGUUCCCAUUGGCRUAUUCUAGUUUUGUGGUGUAUCUUGGGAACAAUACUCCACCACACCUGAACGCUACAAUUCAAGGUGUCUAUCAAUGCCUGUACUAUGGAGUGGGGUUUGGAUGUGGUCCAAUCUUGGCYGGUGUYCUCUUCGAGCAUAUGGGAGGAGCUAACACUUUUCUAGUGUUUUCUGCAAUCAGUUUUGCGCUGCUGCUAUUCUCGUUGUGCCGUCAUGCCAUAACCCGCCAUUUUGACAAUCUUGAUGAUGACAGCUAUAAGCCAGUUCCGGACGAAGACGGAGAAGAAGAAGAAUUUAUCAAAGAGAAUGCCGAUUAUUGAUAUAAAUUAAUAUAAAGUAAUAUAAUUAGUAUAAUAUAUUUGUACUAAUAGUAAUUCGCAGGUCCAGUGGUUUGGGUAAUAGUUCCCUUACAAUUAACUAUGUUUAAGUGAAAAUUUCGUACCUGGAUAUAUACAGAAGGACAUGUAUAUAUUCUCUAUGCACGCAGUAAGGAGCAUACAGAUGAGGAGCCAUAAAAACACGACGUAUUUUGACCAAAAGUGCAAUCGCACAUUUCUAGUUUUUCCGUAAAUUAUUCUAGUUUUUAGCAGAUUCAAUGACUUCUUAAUUUAUUAACUUGCCAAAAACAACUUUGAUAGAGUAAGCUAGGCAUUGUUCACACUGUUGAGUUUUGUGGCCUUUAUUCGUUUUUAAUAGUCUUCUUCACGGUUUCCUGCACCAUCUUGAAAGGUAGCCGUGCCUUUGCAUAUCAAAGCGAGACGACCGU